Messenger RNA from Xenopus tropicalis (tropical clawed frog), 1829 nucleotides. RefSeq names its product C-C chemokine receptor type 8 (gene ccr8). Gene Ontology annotation, biological process: G protein-coupled receptor signaling pathway; chemokine-mediated signaling pathway; chemotaxis. Gene Ontology annotation, cellular component: plasma membrane; membrane. Bases 24 to 1082 code for a protein of 352 amino acids. The record is from RefSeq and is a predicted model, not a curated record. Gene Ontology annotation, molecular function: G protein-coupled receptor activity; chemokine receptor activity. Lineage: Eukaryota; Metazoa; Chordata; Amphibia; Anura; Pipidae. The transcript has a single exon.
UUACUGGCACAGAAGGAGCCAAAAUGAAUGUAACAGACAGCAACAUACUAGAUACAACAAAUGACUAUAUCUAUUCAGAGUCAACUGAAACUUUUGAGAAUUCCAGAACUUUUACUUUUCACUUUCUGCCUGUACUUUAUUGCUUGGCAUUUACCUUUGGACUGGUGGGAAAUAUUUUGGUCAUCUUCGUACUGGUAUAUUGUAAGAAAUUACGAACAACCACUGAUGUUUAUCUCUUUAACAUGGCAGUCUCAGACCUAUUGUUUGUUGUCUCACUUCCAUUUAUUGCCUACACAAUCAUAAAUGAAUGGAUAUUUGGAAAUAUAAUGUGUAAAAUAUUAUCUACCAUAUAUUUUGUUGGUUUUUUUAGCAGUAUAUUCUUUAUAACGGUUAUGAGUGUAGACCGCUAUUUUGCAAUUGUCCAUGUUGUGUUUGCACUUAGAGUUAGAAAUGUCAGAUGGGGCCUUAUUGUUAGUAUCGUGGUUUGGGUUCUGGCACUUUCCAUUUCUACUCCUAAUUUUAAAUUUCAUGAAAUUGUGAUGACAGGUAAUUAUACAGAGUGUGUCCUCUCUUACCCAGAAAUCAACAGGCAGAAUUGGAAAAUUUUCUGCAGUCUUCUAAUCAACAUUUUUGGUUUAGUUAUCCCACUUUUCAUAUUGUUAUUUAGUUAUUUACACAUCAUUAAAACAUUACAGAACAGUAAAUGCAAGCAGAAAAGAUGUGCAAUUAGGUUGAUUCUUAUUGUUGGCAUUGUAUUUUUUAUUUUUUGGACCCCUUAUAAUAUAGUUGUUUUUUUAAACAUCUUAAAAACCUCUGGCGCAGUGGAUCUUGAGACUGACCAGCUGCAAACUGCUGCAGAUGUAACACACACUUUAUCUUUGGUCCACUGCUGUUUGAAUCCUAUAAUUUAUACAUUUGCUGGAGAAAAAUUCCGGGGAUAUCUGCGCUUAAUAAUUAACCGGCCUCUGAAUUUUGUACACUCAAGCAGGAUAGUGGGAUCAUAUAAAACUUCAGUGAGUGAUUAUGCAUCUUCUACCUCAAGAAUAAGUAAAGGUUCAUUUUCAUCAGAAUCCAUUCUGUAAUUUAGUCUCCUGCUUAAAAUUAACGUGCACCUAAAGCAUCCAGUGACUGAAUACAUUGUUGAAUGUGUUCAAGGACAUGGGAGAUGACACAUUGGCUUAGUUGAGACAUUUUCUACAGCACAGCCAAAAACUCUACAAAAAGGGCUCUAGAUUGUCUAAUUAUGAAAGUUUCUGACAAUUACACUGAAAAAUAAACCAAAAUCAGACAUUUCAGUGGAAUUAGAAAAGUCCAUGGAAGUGAACAGGAAGCUUACACAGAAACCAGUGUGGUUACAAAAAUUGCAUAAGAAUGUACAGAUCAUAUACAGUUUUACUGAUCACAUCAGUUUCUAUGCAGCUUUCUUACACAUGGUUUUGUAGCUGCUUCUUACCUUAAUAAACAAGUCAGCAUUUAAAUGUUUUUGUAUAAAUAUUAACCCUUUGUGUUUAAAGCCAAACAUAAAUACUGUUUAUUUGAUAUGUCUGUUAAACUUCACAGAAGUUUAUUUUCAUCCAAUAAAAUGAAAUGUAUAUCUUUUUAUAAAUGUUUUGUACUAGCAAAAUAUGUUUGCUAUUAACUUCAAGUUAGUUACAUUUCUUUUGAUUUUCUACAAUAUUAUUAAUGUUUUCUUGGUGUCGUCUUUUGUAUACUGCUGUAUAUUACUCCUCCUGCUUAAGUCAUCAGGAAUCAGUAAAACAGUAAAGAAUUUUAUGCACUGUUGUAUUCUAAAAAUGUGCUUGUCAUUAUGCAGUAUAUGCAACUUAUAU